This is a messenger RNA of Anarrhichthys ocellatus (wolf-eel), 7773 nucleotides long. It is a transcript of the gene atad2b, whose product is annotated as ATPase family AAA domain containing 2B. Gene Ontology annotation, molecular function: histone binding; ATP binding; chromatin binding. The transcript has 28 exons. The coding region runs from base 104 to 4420 and encodes 1438 amino acids. The record is from RefSeq and is a predicted model, not a curated record. Gene Ontology annotation, cellular component: nucleus. Gene Ontology annotation, biological process: nucleosome disassembly; nucleosome assembly; transcription initiation-coupled chromatin remodeling. NCBI's taxonomy places the organism in Eukaryota, Metazoa, Chordata, Actinopteri, Perciformes, Anarhichadidae.
AUGGCGCCUCGAUGCUGCGCUCACUGAGGCAGUCUUUGGAGCCGGCUAAAGGAGAUCCAGUGAGGGUUAGGCAAAAGGAGAAACGAACGUUACUGAACUAAACAUGGUGAACACAAGGAAAAGCUCCCGGCCGGGGAGCGGUCCCUUCAUCUCCUCGAGGACUAGGUCGUCGUCAAGAACCGAGCGAAACUCUGAGGAACAUAAGGAGGCCAGUAGUGAUGUGAGCAGUCCCAGCAGCCCGCGGCUGGCUCCCCCUUCCAAGCGGACGCGGCGACAGACUGCCUCCGAGCCAAGCUCCAGCGAUACCUCCCCGUCCCCACAGACUAAGGGCCAGAGGGUCAGCUGGGAAAUUCCCACCUACCGCACCAGGUUGUCCUCUCGCAUAAUGCAAAAUGGACACGCCCAUAUGAGUCACAGGAGUGAGCAGAGUGGAGGUGGAGAUCACUCUCACAUGAAUGGCCACGUGGAGCUGAAGAGGAGCUGCCGGGGGAAGAAGAGCAAAUUUGAACACCUCAAUCAGAGCCUGCUGUUUGACCAGCUGGUCAACAGCACUGCUGAGGCUGUCCUUCAGGAGAUGGACAACAUCAGCAGCAUCAGGCAGAACCGUGAGGUGGAGCGACUCCGCAUGUGGACCGGAGACACUGAGGAGGAAAACAUGGACAUGUAUUCUCGGGUGAAGCGCAGGAAGUCCAUGCGCAGAAGCACUUUCAGCAUGCCUACACACCACAAAGUCCUGAGCAAAAAUGAGCAGCAGGAGGAUGAAGAGGAGGAAGGGACUGGAGAUUCUCACGGCCAGGAAGAGGAGGAGGAUGCAGAGGAUGAGGAUGACGAAGGGGAUGAAGCAGAAGAGGCAGGAGAGGAGGAUGACAGACCGUACAACCUGAGGCAACGAAAAACAGUGCAGAGAUAUGAGGCACCGCCUAUUGAACCUGUGAACAGAAAACAGAGCAACCCCUCACUUUUUGACACCCACAGAUCCCCAGCGAGAAGAAGCCAUAUAAGAGUAAAGAAACAUGCCAUUCACAGCAGUGACACCACCUCGUCUUCUGAUGAAGAGCGCUUUGAGCGGAGAAAAAGCAAAAGCAUGACCCGAGCCAGGAACAGGUGUUUGCCCAUGAACCUGACUUCAGAAGACCUGUCGAGUGGGGUUCUGCGUGAUCGGGCCAAAGUGGGUGCCAGCUUGGCUGAUGUGGACCCCAUGAACCUCGAUAGCUCAGUGAAAUUUGACAACGUGGGUGGCCUCAGUAAUCACAUUCAGUCUCUGAAGGAGAUGGUAGUGUUCCCACUGCUUUAUCCUGAGAUCUUUGAGAGGUUUAAGAUUCAGCCUCCCAGAGGGUGUUUGUUCUACGGCCCUCCAGGGACCGGAAAGACCCUGGUAGCACGGGCGCUGGCCAACGAGUGUAGCCAGGGAGACAAGAAGGUUUCCUUCUUCAUGAGGAAAGGAGCCGACUGCCUCAGCAAGUGGGUCGGGGAAUCAGAACGCCAGCUCCGCCUGCUCUUUGACCAGGCUUACCUGAUGAGGCCAUCCAUCAUUUUCUUUGAUGAGAUCGAUGGUUUGGCUCCUGUUCGCUCCAGCAGGCAGGACCAGAUACACAGCUCCAUAGUUUCCACUCUGCUGGCCUUGAUGGAUGGCUUGGACAGUCGUGGGGAGAUAGUGGUCAUCGGUGCUACAAACAGACUUGACUCUAUCGACCCGGCACUCAGGAGGCCUGGACGCUUUGACCGGGAGUUUCUGUUCAACCUACCCGACAAGAAGGCCAGAAAGCACAUCUUGGAGAUUCACACACGGGAGUGGAAUCCCAAACUGGCCGAGCCAUUUGUAGAUGAACUAGCAGAAAAAUGUGUCGGCUACUGCGGUGCUGACAUCAAAGCACUUUGCACAGAGGCAGCCUUGGCGGCGUUGCGCCGCCGCUACCCUCAGAUCUAUGGCAGCAGCGUCAAGCUGAGCCUGGACGUCGCCUCCAUCGUCUUAGGGCCCGCCGACUUCAGCAAGGCCAUUACGACAAUCGUGCCAGCCUCCCAGAGGGCCCUGGCCCCCCCCGGCCGAGCCCUGUCCCCCACCCUCAGGCCCCUGCUGGCCAGCUCUUUCUCUUUGGUGCUGAAAGCUCUGCUCCGAGUCUUCCCCCACGCUCAGUGCACUGACGGGGACAACACACACGGUGGUGACAAUCAGCUGCUUGAAGACCACUCGUACAGCGACGAUGACAAUGAGGAGCGCUCUGCCUCCAUCUAUGAAGUCCAGCCUGCUGUAUCCCCAAAGAGUCAGCCGCCCUCCUCUUCUGCAACGCACAGACCCUUCCUCCACUUCUCCUCCUCUGCCCUCCAACAGCCCACGGCAUACCGGCCUCGUCUGAUGCUGGCCGGGGCCCCCGGCUCAGGGCAGAGCUCCCACGUGGCCCCCGCCUUGCUGCACCACCUGGACAAGCUGCCGGUGCACCGGCUGGAUUUGCCCACUCUCUACUCCGUCAGCGCUAAGACGCCAGAGGAGUCCUGUGCUCAGGUUUUCCGGGAGGCCCGUCGGAGCGUGCCCAGCGUGGUGUUCAUGCCGCACAUCUCUGAGUGGUGGGACACGGUGAGUGACACCGUGAAGAGCACCUUCCUCACCCUGCUGCAGGAUGUGCCCUCUUUCAGCCCCAUCCUCAUCCUCGCCACUGCUGAGACUCACUACUCGCAGCUGUCAGAAGAGCUCAGAAGUUUGUUCCAGAGGACCUACGGCGAGGUCGUGACGCUGUGCUCUCCAGCAGAAGAGGACAGGAAGAGCUUCUUCUCCGACCUGCUGCUGGUCCAAGCAGCCAGGGCUCCGCCUCGCCUCAGGACUACAGGGAGGUGUGAAGAGGUGCUGCCGGCGGCGGAGGCUCCGGGCCCCAGAGUCCUGUCAACAGAGGAGCAGCGCCGCUUGGCUGAGCAGGAGGAGAACACACUACGGGAGCUCCGGCUCUUUCUCAGGGACGUGACCAAGCGCCUGGCCACCGACAAACGCUUCAACAUCUUCAGCAAGCCGGUUGACAUCGAUGAGGUGUCGGACUACCUGGAGGUUAUUGGGCAGCCGAUGGACCUGUCCACUGCCAUGACCAAGAUUGACACCCACCAGUACCUGAGAGUGAAGGAGUUCCUGAGGGACAUCGACCUCAUCUGCAGCAACGCUUUAGAAUACAAUCCUGACAAGGAUCCUGGAGACAAGGUGAUCAGGCACCGAGCAUGCAGUUUAAAGGACACCGCUCACGCUAUAUUUGCUGCCGAGCUGGACCCCGAGUUCGACCGCAUGUGUGAAGAGAUCAAGGAGGCGCGCAGGAAGAGAGACCUCCAGGCGCCGGCUCAGCUGACGGAGAUGAUGGGCUCCGAGGAGACCGGGAGGCCCCACGCUGCAGCAGAGGAGCAGGCCAAGAGCAGCACUCAGGGCGAGGCCGCCGACAAACAGUGCACCACGAAUCAUAUAAAGCGUAAGAUUCGCCGGCGGCCAUCCUGGGGGCGGGGCAUCAUCCGUAAGAAGAGGAGCUACAGGAAGGAGACGGAGGAGGGGGAGGCCGAGGCGGAGGUCGCCGUGCCCAGUGACUCGUGUCUGACGCAGGAUGAGGAAUCGUCUUGUGAUACCAUGGGCCCCCAGCCCAAUGGCCACCAUCCCCACGGCCCCUCCACAGAGGAGGAGAGCUCCAACGAGCCCCCUGUCGCAGCUCCUGCCGAACCUCCAGAUGCCAGUGAGGCCCGAGAAGAGCCGGAGGAGGAGGCGCCCGAGAACACGGAGAAACACACCGAGCUGCAUUGCCUUGGUGGCAGUUCUGAGCCCGAGGCAGACGGCGAUGGCCAUGCCAAGCAGGCCCACCUCAAGCCUCCGAUGGAAACGUCCAAAUCUUCAUGUGCAGAGGUCCAGCCGAAGCACGCGGAGGGUCUCUUAGUAUCACGAGCGGGCUGCGUGAACGGAAACGAGUCGAUGGACAGCCUGGACUCGCAGAGCAUCAAGAGGAGCAGCGAGGCUGAGAAAAGGAGUCCUCGGAGCGUGACGGAGCGCUCUAAUGAACCAGAACAGGAAGAGCACAAAGACAAAAACGAGAGCAAUCCAACUCAGGAGCACCCACCCCAGCAUGGGAGAGCAGUAACGGAGAACGCUGAGGAAGAGAGAGAUCCAGAAGGUUCCACAGCCGAGACGUGCAGGGUGAGCCCGUCGGAGCAGGGGUCUGCUGAAAAGACGGAGGAAGAGCCACAACCAGUCGCUCCCCAGCCUCCCUUAGUGGUUGACCACCAGCGACUUUCGGCUCUACUGGGUACGGUGGUGAUGAAGAGUGAGGGCUACAGCGUGGAGCAGCUGGAGAGACUGUACUCUCUCCUCAGCCAGUGUAUCUACAAACACCGCAGAGAGUACGACAAGACCCAGCUACUGGAGGAGAUGGAGGGGAGAAUCCAGCAUUUUAAUACAUUCCUGUGAGAUGGAGAGAAUACCGACUCAGGUAGAUCCUGAACAGCGUGGGACCACAAAGACACACACGGACUGUGAAGGAGUUUCAAAGUCCAGCGCUCAACACAAGAAACACACACACACACACACAGAAAACCCAGCGCCCUCUUCUUGCUGAGAGGCGACACAACGAGGACGACGUUGAGGACAGAGACUUUCAAUGGUGCUAUCGUCUCAGGAACCUGGCCAGAUCCAGACCCAUUCUACACAAACCAAACUCCUGGAGGUGUGUCGGACACACACACACACACACACACACACACACACACACACACACACACACGAACCGUGACGGGCAACCCUGGUGCUACUCGGGUGCUAUCGUAACUUUCAUCCAUGCUGCUCUUGGGACUACUUACUUACUUAACUUGGAUGACUUGCAAAACCAACAGAUCGGGUGAUGUCACAUCGCAACCUGGCCUCUUCCCCUCCGGAGCAGGCCGUGCAUACACACACACACACACACACCCUGACACUUGGGUAUGCAUGUAUUUUAUACAAACACACACCCAGAAAAGCACAUACUUACACACACACUCACCCAGAUCGUCACCAGCAGAAGUGUGAAUGCAGAGUGCCGCUAGGAGAGGACGGUUUAAUGUUCUGAAUCACUGAACCAUGUUGCUGAGCCCGUCCCCCCCCCCCCCCCCACGAGUGGAAUGCUUCGUCAUAGCCCGGUUGUUACCACGCUCUUACGCGGCUCCAUCUUGCUGCCAUUUUAGCCACUUGAUUUAUUCGAUAUCUGAGCCGCCGUCGAGGAUCCUCGCCCAGAACAAUAGUUUACAAAGACGUUGUAGUGCGAACACACAUUUGAUGAGGUUAGCGCAGCAGGACCGGGAGCGAUUAUGUCCUCUUCAUUACAGCGGCCGGCGGGUGUGGAGAGCCGGCGGCCCCCUCGGCAUUCGGAGAGAGUUACUGGUGAACGAGCUGCACAGCGCCUGCAGGUCAGCUGCACGGCCACUUCUCUCAUCGGCCACCUCUGGCGUUCUUAGCAGAUUGUCAUGUCCUGAACAGUUUGUGGUAGCCCCCCCCCCCCCUCUGCUCAUUACAUUCAGUCUUGAAUGUUUCCCCUCCCACUCAAGCUGUGCCCGCCAGUUGAUUCUCGCACCGACACCCCGGCCGAGGAACUGGAAGCAGUACCAAUUGGAAUGCGUCUAGAGAUUGCACUGCCUAGUGUGUGCCUUAUUUAAAGACCUCAUAUAAAACUGAUAUAUUUCGCAGAUUUUUUUUUUUUUUUUAUUUACUACUUGUGACAAUGAACCGGCUCCAAGUCUAUGUGGGUCCUAACCACUGAGGUCCUUAAAGGAACAAACAUAUCUGUAUUUAGGUCAUUUAAUAACCCGUCUAGGUUGUACAUCUCCAGCCCGGGCCAGAAAACAAACAAAUCCACAUUUGAAAAUCUGAAUACAAGCGUAGGUUUCGAAACUUGCCUCCCGUGUCAGUGUUUGGCCAGAUGCGUCCCAAGCACUUGACAUGUUUUUUUUUUUUUUUCAAUAUUUAAAUGUAUUCACGCCCUGUUAAAAGCCAGACUUGUUGAAGAGGUCGGUCUCCACCCGAGCGAACAGCAGGUGUAAGAAGAGGUCGACAACACCAGCUUUCCUUCAGCUCUCCAUAUGCAAAACAAUAAGUAAAGAUAGAUAUGGUGCGAGAGUCACGCCGUGCCAAGUGACCAAGGUGCUGUCAUAACGGUGGGACUAUGGAAAUGUUCUAUUAGACGGUCAUAACAACCUGUUAUGUUGUGUAUUUGAUAAUAAUUUUUUACGGUUUUCUUUUUAUAAAAUGCUUUGCUUGAGUUGUGAACCCAUAAUGAACAAGGCCAUUCUAGGCAGUGCCCGUCACUAAGGUGUAUAAAGCAUUACAUGAUUAUUAUUUUUGGUCCUCCUUUCAAAUGCGUGUUCUGACUUUAUGGAUUUAUUUCCUCUGUUUUCCUCCACACCAGUCAAGGGAAGCUGGAUUCACAUCUGUGUCUGACUGCAGUAGACGCAGGUAUUUGCUGAAGCUUUACUGAGUUGUCGGGGCAUCGUCGCGCUCUCUUUGGAGAUGCCACACGUGGGCCGUCGUAGACUGAAGGAGGCUUCUUCUUUCACUCCUGACCCCUGACCCCCAGCUCACCUCUGCCUUCUCCUCACAUUCUAGGUGACGAAAGCAAAGACCAAUAUGCAAACUGGCAACGACAGCUUAGCACUUGGACUACUGCAGAGAGAAAAACCAACGCUACCUCAGCUUAAUUUAUUUUAAUCCGAAAACUGUUUACUGGGUACAAAAAACAAACCGACAGUAUUUUCUCUCCCCCCGAAAUACUGCUGCGACAUCUCCAGUACCACCAAAGGUACCAGAUCAGUGACACGCGGCUGCUGCAGUACUCCAAGAGUUGUUUGUGUAUCUCUCCGAUUGUUAUGUACGUUUGCGUCUGAGCCAGAUGAUGAUUGCAUACAUUUUAAGCAUCCUUCAUGGACUGUAUAUUUUAUACUUUAGCUUCAGGUUCUCUUAACGUCCUUCAUGUUAUCGCCCUCAUCCCUUCGUAGAAGCGUUCUCUGCCUCUUCUCACAGCCAUCGCCUUUAUUUCUAAUUCAGUGUGCAGGUUUUCAUCUCAUGAUUCAGAUUAUUUAUUAUUAAACACGUUUUUACACCUAAUAUUCAGUCAAUUGUCUUUUUGUACGUUUUGAAAUUUAACCAAUCGGGAAGCGUUUUUAACAGUUUUUUGCUGAAUUGCGUAGCGUUUGUGUAGCAGGUUUAUUUGGCGUGUGUGUGUGUGGGGGGGGAAUAUAAAGGGUUUACAGGUCUCAGGUUCAACACGCGACAACAACUUUUCUAUUUAUUUCAUUGUUCUGGUGUUUUUGUUUAAGACUGUGGCAUACUGGAAGAGACUAACAGGACGCAAUAGACGCUCCAAACGCCCCGGGAAGAGAAACGGGACCAGACUAAUGUUCACUUUCUCUCCACGUUCUGCCACAAGAGUUAUUUUUAAUGAAUUUAGUAACGCAUAUGGAAAUCAAAUAUGGGUAGUUAAAUGUCAUACAUUGCGAUCUUCCUUUCUUAUUAUAAAUUGUAGCCAGUUUGGACUAACAACCAAUUUUUGUCUGGUAGUUGAGACUACUUAGUCCAGUGUGCAGAGGGAGCGUUUGUUCUGUCCUCACUCCGUUCUGUCCCAUUGUUCAUGUUGGUGAAGCCUUCCCCCGUAGCUCUGUCCCUUCUGUCCCUUUGUGAAUUUAACACACCUGUUUCGCAAUUGUUUUAGUGUAAGUUAUAUUUGAAAUGAAACAUUUACUGUAUUUCUCAAAUAAACUGCUGUGAUAUACUUGAAUAAAAAGGUGCAAACUGUA